Molecule: messenger RNA, 675 nt
Organism: Acanthoscelides obtectus
Lineage: Eukaryota; Metazoa; Arthropoda; Insecta; Coleoptera; Chrysomelidae
Source: the annotation of a GenBank genome assembly
AUGGCCCGCGAGAAUGGGGUUAUUAUUUUACAGCUGCCAGGUCAUACCACCCACUGUUUACAACCACUUGAUGUGGCAGUAUUUAAGCCCUUCCAGGUCUAUUAUGACCAAUCGGUUGAAAAAUGGUUGAGAGAACAUCCCGGGAGGACAAUCGGUCAAUUUCAGGUGGCCCGAUUAAUCGGAGAAGGAUAUGGAAAAGGAGCAUGUGUCGCAAAUGCCAUAAGUGGAUUUAAAAAAUGUGGUAUAUGGCCUGUGGAUAGAAACGUUUUCACAGAUGUUGAUUUUGAAGGCGGAGAUGUUCUUCAAACUGAACCAAAACAAAAAGCACUAGCGGAAAGCAAGGGCGCUGACGAUACACCUUCGAGUGAUGAUGAUGUGCCCUUGGCGCUUUUAGUUGAAAAACAGAAAUCGUGCGCCACCUCUGAAUCUCAAGCACCCGAUGUUUCUUUCGAAGACAUUCUACCAAUUGCAAAUAGUCCUGGCAAUCAGAAAAAUGCAAGUAAACGUGCACAAGCAGCAAAAGUUAUAACUUCAACCCCACAUAACGACGAAUUGAAACUAAAGCAAUCUACUAUCGAAGAAAAGAAAAAGAGACUGGCAAAAAGAAAAAUAGGAAUAGCCAAUGGCCAACCGGAAAAAAAAGUAAAAAUGCUUCGUAUGGUUCAAAUGACGUAG